Molecule: messenger RNA, 744 nt
Organism: Symbiodinium natans
Lineage: Eukaryota; Dinophyceae; Suessiales; Symbiodiniaceae
Source: the annotation of a GenBank genome assembly
AUGGAGCCAACGCACGUGGUAAGGGACCAAGGCUGGGUACGUGAGGACCCCUUCACCACAGUGAUGAUUCGCCGGUUGCCUGUGGAUAUGACGCCUGCGAAGCUGGUUGGCAUGAUCAGCAUGAUGGUCCCAGGCAAGUUUGACUUUAUCUACAUGCCGUAUGACCGCCGCAGGAGUGUCAACAUCGCCCUUUGUUUCAUCAACCUCGUGAACUUCAGAAGUGCCAAGGAGCUGUGCGAUGACAUCAACCAGCUCAACACCAGCAGGUCAUGGACCUUGGUGGCUUGCGCGAGCAACGUGCAGAGCCUCAGCUUCAACAUGGCCUACUACGUCGCGCGCUUUGGCCGGAGCACCAUCCACGACCCACAUGCGCCCUGGGUCUUUAAGGAUGGGAAGCGUGUGACGAGCUCUGCGCUGUCGAAGGCCUAUGAAGACAUACCUCAGUGGGUGUACGAGGAGGCACAGAACUUCGUGCGGGCUGAGAAGGCUGGGAAAAGCAGCAAAGGCUUCCGUCGACGCACCAGGGACCUCAAUUGGAAGCCAAUGGACUCCUCAAAUGGAGCGCAAAGUGCCGGGCUCGACCAUGGCGAUUCCGGUUGCGGCAGCAUCUGUGACUCAUCUCGCUUCAGCAGCUCCAGCGUCAGCGAUGACAUCAUUGUGCGCUGUCACCCUGACUUGCUUCUCCAGGCAGGCUUGGUUGAGCAGCUUCUGGAGCAGCACGGCGAGCUCCUCAUCAGCUGCUGA